GAAAAAAUAUUGCCAAUUUUUAUAUAAGCAGAAUUUUGUAAAAAUGUGACAUUUUUUAAAUUGAAUACACAAUUAUAAUUGUUAAACGUUUUUAUUAUAUUGAAUUGUACUUAAUCAUUAUACCACCGAUAUGUGUUAUCUAGUUAUAUAGUUUAUUAAAAACGCAAGAAACAUGCGAUCAUUCAAACGAAUAUGAUAAGCGCGUGGUAGUUCGCAUAUUAUUAUCAUCAUGCAGAUAAUCCCUACCAGAGGAAGAAUACGAUAUUCUUGGAGAGGGGUAUUACAUAUUUUAACAACAUGCGAAGAUACUGACAGCAAAAAAAGAUUAUAUCGAAUCUUGUAUGUACACGCGAAGAAAGUCUUCCAAUAUUGUACUGAAAUGGCUGCUUUGAAAUUCUUAACAUCGGAGCAGAAGCAAUUCUGGGAAGAGAAUGGUUAUAUUAAAUUAACGAAUGUGUAUUCUUCGAAGGAAAUAAACGAGAUAUCAGACGCUUAUAAUGAUUUGUUCGAGAGAAAGCGUCGCGAAAAUCUGGCGGGCUUGGAAUCAGCUUGGGUCGGCGAAGAGAUGAAGAAAGCAGCUGGAUAUAUCGAUUACACUGUGAAGUCUAUUCACAAUCUGCAAAUGCAUAGCGCGGUCUUCACUCGAACUAUCACGCAUCCAAAUCUAUUGGACGCCCUUGAAGAUAUCAUGGACACACCGGACAUCCUGUUGCAUCACACGAAAGCGCACGUAAAACCGCCGGAGAAAGGCGCGCCUUACCUGAUGCAUCAGGACUACCACUAUUUUCCUCACAAGAAACACACGAUGCUGGCGGUGUUUCUACACUUGGACGACACGACGCCGGAGAAUGGCGGUUUAGCGGUGUAUCCUGGCAGCCACAAGCUCGGCCCAUUAACAGACCAUGGCUUGACCGAUGAGAAAGGCGAUCAAUAUCAUUACGUCAACCCCGAGGAAUAUCCUUUAUCGAAAGCUAUACCGGUGUCGGCCAAGAAAGGAGAUAUCAUUGUCUUCUCUUACUUAUUGCUUCACGGCUCGUACUUAAAUUUGUCGUCCAAGAGCCGACGUAUGUUCCUGAUGCAAGUACGAGCCGCCGACGACGAGCCGACCAAGGACGUGCACAAGUCUCAUUGCCAAGGCCUGGUGCUUCGCGGGAGAAACGUUUACAGAGAGGCGACGAUGGCCAGCCGAUUUUCGCAUUAAUCGGAUCACGGUAAACCAUGAUCCGCUAAGUGCGAAUAUUUGCUCUACCUAUUUCAACCUGGUUAUAAGGAAAGCGCGAGAAAAAUCAAGAGAGUGAAUCUAAACAAGUUUCUUCGUUUAUGAAUGAGACUGAACGCAGCGCGAUGAUAUUUUGUUCUUGAUAUUUGAAGCUUCACAUUGAGUGCAGAGAAAUGCUUGAUCUGAGGUUUGUUCUUUCGCUCUGCACUGCUGCACUGGUGCAACAAGUUAGAGUGAGACAAAUAUAUAUUUGU
Messenger RNA from Odontomachus brunneus, 1473 nucleotides. Its product is annotated as probable alpha-ketoglutarate-dependent hypophosphite dioxygenase. Gene Ontology annotation, biological process: fatty acid alpha-oxidation. The transcript has 2 exons. Gene Ontology annotation, molecular function: phytanoyl-CoA dioxygenase activity. The record is from RefSeq and is a predicted model, not a curated record. Lineage: Eukaryota; Metazoa; Arthropoda; Insecta; Hymenoptera; Formicidae. The coding region runs from base 230 to 1201 and encodes 323 amino acids.